Molecule: messenger RNA, 2271 nt
Organism: Pelobates fuscus (common spadefoot toad)
Lineage: Eukaryota; Metazoa; Chordata; Amphibia; Anura; Pelobatidae
Gene: TMEM79
Product: transmembrane protein 79
Exons: 4
Coding region: 212-1819 (535 amino acids)
Biological process (GO): regulated exocytosis
Cellular component (GO): lysosomal membrane; trans-Golgi network membrane
Source: RefSeq, a predicted model, not a curated record
ACAAGUUAGCAGUUCAGGUGACUACAGCUCAGCACCGAAGGACUUUACAAAGCACUGUCCUAUCUGAUAGGAAAAAGCACUGGACACAGGGCACAGGACAUUGCAGGUGAAAUGCAAAGAACAUAACAGAACAGGGAAUGACUGAGACCUGUAAACUGGUCACUCACAAUAGCUGGUUUCUACAAUUUAGAGAAAACCUCUACAGUUUCACAUGGUUGCUCCAGAUAACUCCCAAAAAACAGAGAAUAUGGAAAAAAAAGCAUUAGAAACCGUAAUUAGUGCUGGAGUGUCCACCCAACCAAACAUAAGUUUAGCUGAGGCCAAUUUGACCAUGUCUUCAGAUGAACCUUCAUCACCUGCACCCAGACUUCCAAGACGAAGUGCUUCAGGCAAAGCACAUCCUCAAACUUCUGGAAAGUUGGAGACACCAGACCUUCAAAAGAAGUCAAAGACAGCUGGCUUUUGUGAUGUUGAUUUGACGAUGGAACCUGAACCAAAGGGUCUAGAAGAUGUAAAAAAUACAGAUUCAAUUCAGAUGGAAUGUGAGCUUGAACCUCAGAAGAAAAGCAAACAUUUUACAAAUGGUUUUGCAGACAGUACAAAAGAACUCAUACUUUGUGACAACGAACAACACAAAACUGGGCAUGGUGGCCAAGUAAUGCAACUGGUGAAUCUCAAGAACACCAGUGAUGAACACUGCAGGAAAAAUGGUGGCACUUGCCUUUGCCAAGAAUGUGUACAAAACUAUUGUGCUAAUAACGUCCAACAACCAGAGAAGGAAGAGGGUGAACAGGCUGUGGACUUAUCGUGUACAGACAAUAACUCUUUGAAGUCUAACAUGGACAGGAGUAGAAGUGGCUCAGAGAGGUCACAGUGCGCUAACUCAUCAGAAGGAGAAAAUAUGAGUAGCAAGUAUGAAGACACCCAGGUAACUUUGCUCUAUCCUGAUAAGAGCAAGCCGCCGGACAGUAUCACAAGACUGAGCAAUGCAGGACUCUACGAGCCUAGUGAAGACCAAACAAAAAUGAGUAAGACAAAGAACUGUGAAGAAAAGAAAGAUGUUGGUCCACAAACUGUGUACCCUAAUGUCUGUGUCCAACGUCAGUGUUCAGAGAACAACACUAAGCAGUUCCACUGUGUAAAGGUGGAUGUUGACAAAGGAGAACAUGAGCAAGUGCCAUUACUGGAAUCCCACCAAUCUACAGUGGAAACUAUUUACAAUGGACAAGAUUGUUUCAAGUGCAAGAGCAGCUGUGUGAAAAUUGUGAUGUCCUUCCUUUUCUCCGUUCUUAUUUUCCCAGCUUUCCUGUAUGUGACAUACCGUUGGCUGCCUUUUGAUGCCCCAAAGAUGCCAGACAUUCCCACAAGGCUCGUCUACACUUUGCGGUGUGGAGCUUUUGCCUCUUUUCCCAUUGUUUUGGGUGUUAUGAUCCAUGGAAUAUCUCGCACCUGCGUCUCCUCCUUUGAUCCAUUUAAACCACAAGAGAGGGAAGUGAAAAUUCACAGACGUUUUGUGAAGCAGAGCACCUUUCUGUUUGUUCUAUACUUCUUUAACCUGUCUGUCUUGGCCACGUAUCUGCCUCAGGAUUAUCUGAAGUGUAUUCCACUCCUGACUGGCCUCUUUGCUCUGUCUCAGCUGAUUUACUGGUUGUCCUUCGCGGUGGGAAGAUCGUUCCGGGGUUUUGGAUACGGCAUGACCUUUUUGCCUAUGCUGGUAAUGAUGCUGUGUAACCUAUACUUCAUGUUCAUUGUGGAGCCAGAGAAAAUGCUUUUCUACGGGGCACCAAAGGAGUCCACCAAAACUGGACAAAAUAAGUGAACUUGGCCAGAGAAAAACCUCCUAGUUUAAUUUUGGAAUGCGUAACACUUGUUAAAUUACCUAUGAUAACUGAGCUAGCCAUUUAAAACUCUUCUCUCAUGCCACAAUCAGACACGUGCAUUUCAAGCUGUGAUUGGUUGAGGAGCAUCAUGAAGACUUGCCUUCCAUCUUUGUUAUUGGAAUUUCCCAUUCCCCCAACAAGCUGGUUAUCCUAUGUAUAUAAUCGUGCAAUCUGUUAACUCUGUCUCUGCCCCAUGGAAUUAGCCACACUGGAAAAUCUGGAAAUAAAAGUACAGAAAUCACAGCGUUACAUCCUUCCCCAAACCAGGUAUUUGUACAAAUUAUUUAUAGUAUAAGGCAGAGCGAGAUCUUUUCUGUGAUUAAAGCCUCUUUUCUUUGUACAAAAAAGUGAGAUGUUUAUGUUGUAAAUAAAAUUAUGUUUAUCUCUGAAA